Molecule: messenger RNA, 1838 nt
Organism: Mesocricetus auratus (golden hamster)
Lineage: Eukaryota; Metazoa; Chordata; Mammalia; Rodentia; Cricetidae
Gene: Harbi1
Product: harbinger transposase derived 1
Exons: 3
Coding region: 544-1593 (349 amino acids)
Source: RefSeq, a predicted model, not a curated record
ACUUUGGUAUUUUGCUUUUUUGAGACAAGGUCUCGCUUUGUAACUCAGGUUAUCCUAGAAUGUACUGUAUGUAGCUCAAGCUGUCCUGGAACACGCGGCCCAGCUUCCAGAAUGCUAACUUUCCGACCAGCCUUGGGAGUUUGUUUUGUUUUUGUUGUUGUUUGACCGGCGCUUUUGUAGCUCAGGCUUGUCUCGACCUCAUGCUCUUGCCUCCACCCUUUAAGAACGUUAUGUUUAUGUUUUGGAGGAGGGGCGUGCUUUGGCAAUGAUGUGGAGGUCAGAGGACAAGUUGCGUCAGACAGUUGUCUCCUUCCACCAUGUGAGUCUCAGGAACCAACGCAUUUCACCAGACAUUGCAGCCACCCCAGUGCUCUCGGACCCCUCUCUCUGUCCCUUAAUGAUAUUUUGAAGAAAGAAGAUUAUACAUGCCAGAGUUAUUUAACUGAUGGUCUAGCUAUUGAAUUCUGACACUUCCUUCUUGUGCCAACUUCUUCAUUGGAGAAAUUCAGAACAAGCAGAUAUAAGUGUGUAUCCUCAUUGGCUAUGGCUAUACCAAUAACAGUACUUGACUGUGAUCUCUUGCUGUAUGGCCGAGGUCACCGGACCUUGGACCGGUUUAAGUUGGAUGAUGUGACUGAUGAAUAUUUGAUGUCCAUGUAUGGAUUUCCCCGACAAUUCAUUUACUAUUUAGUGGAACUCUUGGGGGCAAGUCUUUCACGACCUACUCAGCGAUCUAGGGCUAUUAGCCCAGAGACACAGAUCCUGGCAGCGUUGGGCUUUUAUACCUCAGGUUCCUUCCAGACUCGGAUGGGAGAUGCUAUUGGAAUUAGUCAAGCCUCCAUGAGCCGAUGUGUUGCCAAUGUCACCGAAGCCCUUGUGGAAAGGGCCUCCCAGUUUAUCCACUUCCCAGCUGACGAAGCUGCCAUGCAGUCUCUAAAGGAUGAAUUCUAUGGAUUGGCAGGGAUGCCAGGUGUGAUAGGGGUGGUUGACUGUAUCCACGUGGCAAUCAAGGCACCCAAUGCGGAAGACCUCUCUUAUGUGAACCGCAAGGGUCUGCAUUCUCUGAACUGUCUGGUAGUGUGUGACAUCAGAGGGGCACUAAUGACUGUGGAGACGAGCUGGCCAGGUAGCCUCCAGGACUGUGCUGUGCUACAGCAGUCUUCUCUAAGCAGUCAGUUUGAAACUGGGAUGCACAAAGGUAGCUGGCUUCUUGGUGACAGUUCCUUCUUUCUCCGUACCUGGCUCAUGACUCCACUUCAUAUUCCUGAAACUCCAGCGGAGUAUCGCUAUAAUAGGGCCCAUUCUGCAACUCACAGUGUGAUUGAGAAGACUUUGCGAACCCUCUGCUCUAGGUUCCGAUGCCUGGAUGGAUCGAAGGGAGCACUGCAGUACUCACCGGAGAAAUCCAGCAACAUCAUCUUGGCUUGUUGUGUCCUUCACAACAUUUCCCUGGAACACGGGAUGGAUGUUUGGUCCUCUCCAGUGACUGAACCCAUUGAACAGCCACCUGAGGGCGAGUAUGAGCAAAUGGAGUCCCUAGACUUAGAGGCUGACCGAAUCCGGCAGGAGCUAAUGCUCACUCAUUUUAGUUAGUGUGCAAGGUGGAGGAAGGAGGAAGACUUUCCAUAAUGAAGUAUGAGAACUUGCCCCCUCACCAGCCCAUGGCCAAGUCUGUCAUCUAGUGUAACUGAAUGUGCACUAUUGUCAUAAGCUAGCAUUUAAUGUUUUAGAAGGAGAAGGUGUGGGGGUAGGUAUACCAGCCCUUGCAACUUUGUCAACUAGACUGAAGUUCACUGGUUGCAACAGUAAAAUCAUAAUAAAGGAGAAAGCAGCACAUA